Lachnellula hyalina is the source of this 183-nucleotide messenger RNA. RefSeq lists its product as uncharacterized. The record is from RefSeq and is a predicted model, not a curated record. Lineage: Eukaryota; Fungi; Ascomycota; Leotiomycetes; Helotiales; Lachnaceae. The transcript has 2 exons. The coding region runs from base 1 to 183 and encodes 60 amino acids.
AUGGACAAUCUAGAAAGAGGCCUCUACUACAUCCCUCUAGACCUCUAUACAGCCCGCCUCUUCAUCUUUAUAGACGGAUCACUAGCUAAUAAUAAAGAUUUAAGAUAUAUAAUCGUUCUAGUAAAUGAGAGGCUAAAUAAGAAGGAAAACAAGUUUACUAUUAAGGGAAACAUAGCCUAUUAG